GGGAUAUAAUUCCGCCAGUACUUGGGCCACCGGUCGGUUUCCCGUCCGGCACCGCGCGGGGUCAACGCGAGGUCGGUGGGGUUUGCAGCGCGGUGUUGGCGGCUGAGACUCCCGGAUCUGAGCAAGUGGAGCUUGACAUUUCUCAGGGUGCCAGGGCAGGAUGUAUACGCUGCUUUCGGGGUUGUACAAGUACAUGUUCCAGAAGGACGAAUACUGCAUCCUGAUCCUGGGCCUGGACAAUGCUGGGAAGACAACCUUCUUGGAACAAUCAAAAACACGGUUUAACAAGAACUACAAGGGGAUGAGUCUAUCCAAAAUCACCACUACCGUGGGUCUAAACAUUGGCACUGUGGACGUGGGGAAGGCUCGUCUCAUGUUCUGGGACUUAGGUGGGCAAGAAGAGCUACAGUCUUUGUGGGACAAGUACUAUGCAGAGUGCCAUGGCGUCAUCUAUGUCAUUGACUCCACUGAUGAGGAGAGGCUGUCAGAAUCCAAAGAGGCAUUUGAGAAGGUGGUUUCGAGUGAAGCACUGGACGGUGUCCCCAUCCUGGUGUUGGCCAACAAGCAGGAUGUGGAGACCUGCCUCUCCAUUCCUGACAUCAAGACUGCAUUCAGUGACUGUACCUGCAAGAUUGGCCGUCGAGACUGUCUGACCCAGGCCUGCUCUGCUCUCACAGGCAAAGGAGUUCGAGAGGGCAUCGAAUGGAUGGUGAAGUGUGUCGUGAGAAACGUUCACCGGCCACCACGGCAGAGGGACAUCACAUAAGCAAUGCCAGCUUCGCAGUCUUGGGACUAUUCAUCCCUGGUGUUGGAAGAGUACUCCCUGCUGGCUGUGUGCUACCUAUGCUGGGGUUGAGCUGGCUGUGUUUGUUCAUUCAUUUAUUUGCUUUAUGUUUUCUCUAAGACAAACUUUUCUCUGUGUCUAGAAAAGUGUAGGUAUCCAGAGACAAAUGGGGGGGGGGCAUACAGGUCAUCCAGCUCUAGAUAAACUACCUCCCAUUCCAUCCCAUCCCAGAUCUGGGACCCUCUCAAACUAGUAAGGAGGGUUAGGGUGAGGCUACCCCAGGCUUGCCUGUUGGCCCAUUCCAAAGUGGACUUUGAGGGCACCCUGCUUGAAAUGGGCGGUCUAUCUCUGACUGCUUUGUCCAGCUUGCUCAUGUAAAAGGUGGGAGUGGCCAGGACUAUCCCACUUGGAGAAAGACCUAACCAACAUCCCAGAGGCCAGCAUGGCCCCUUGUUGUUUUGUUUGGAGUUGAGUGUGUGUGAGACAGAGUUUUCUGUAACCCAUGUUAGCCCAGAACCCUUUGCCUCCUUCUCUGUACCUAUGGGAAUUAUAGGUGUGGGGCAUCACACACCUUUCCACUAGGUUUUGAUACGGUCUCAGGACAGGGUUCAGUACACCUGUCUGGGAAGUCUGACUUCCCUUAUUCUCACGCUGAUUUAUCUACAAAGGAGAAAGCUGAUAUAGAAUUGCUUAGAGGUCAAAUCUUGCUGAGUGUACACUUCAGUGCUCCCACACUCAGGUUGUGUAUGUGUGGUGUCCUGAGGGCACACUUUUCACCAGGUUGUUAGGUGUUGCUACAGCUAGUGCAGGUGGGCUCGGUCCCUACAGGGUCCACGUCAGUGAAGUGCUGGAUUUGCAUCUCCAGAUGGUGUGAGGUGCAGAUUCCUGGGGGGCAGCAGCCCUGCCCAGUUAAAUUUUUCCUCAUGUGGCCAGGAUAAGGUUGUAAAAUAAAGACAGCCUAAGUGGCUCCUGCACAA
Messenger RNA from Myodes glareolus (Bank vole), 1761 nucleotides. The record is from RefSeq and is a predicted model, not a curated record. NCBI's taxonomy places the organism in Eukaryota, Metazoa, Chordata, Mammalia, Rodentia, Cricetidae.